ACCAUGACCAGCGUACUGAAGCGCAGAAUAUAUCUUUACAACAAACUCAGCGAGCAAGACAUAAAGCAAGACGUACCGGAAAAGAUGGCUGACUGGGGCAGCAGCUCGAGGACAAGGUACAAGGAGCUUCCUAGCCCUGUCCCGUUUGAAUACCCCUAUUACGAACCAACCAUCGACACCAAAAUGCAACUAGUAUCUGUAAGCUGGCUUAUAUCUCCCAAUAGCUUCUACACACAAAUAAUGUCCCUCAAACCGAAAUUCGUAGAGAUGAUGCACAAAAUCCCAGAGCUUUACAAAGGCGUCAGGCCUUACUCGGGGAUCGUCCCUGUUGGUGGUAAUAUACUGGCAAGAUACGCUGCCGAUGGAGUUCUCUACCGAGCCACAGUCAUCUCCGACCAACCGUUCUCAAAAUUUAUAGUCCAGUUCAUAGAUUUUGGGAAUAAAGAACUGGUGGACGCUAAGGACAUUUGGCAGUUGGAUAGGCAGCUGUUAGAGCUGCCUAAAAUGGUGGUUCAUUGCUAGCUGAUCGGCGUGGCGCCUAUAGAAGGAUGGAAGGCCAAUCCCGAGAUAGACAUGUGUUUCAACGCGCCGCGGUAUCAGUGCGUGUUCCAGGAGUGUGUGGAAGGGCAGUAUCAGGUGUUGUUGUGGAACAACGGAGCUAGUGUUAUGGAUAUGCUGCUAGAGAAACAGUUGGCUGUGCUUUCGGAGCAGCAAUCUUCUGUUGCAUUUGAAGACGAGGCAAUAGACCUGGCCGUCAUAGAGGGCCAGCUGCUCCCCUGCCGUGUGACGCACUUCGAGUCGUGCGAGAAGUUCCACGUGCAGCUGGACAUGGAUAAGGCGUCGCUGGUCGAGAACGCCAUCGCCAACUACGACGUCAACUUGUUGAUACCACUAACACAAGAUACUAUAACGGACGGCAUCCACUGCGCAGUGAAGCACGAGGGUAAAAUCUACCGCGCCAUCUUGAACGACACGUCAGACGCAAACAACGUCGUCGCCGUGUUGCCCGAAUAG
Messenger RNA from Cydia strobilella, 1014 nucleotides. RefSeq lists its product as uncharacterized. Lineage: Eukaryota; Metazoa; Arthropoda; Insecta; Lepidoptera; Tortricidae. The record is from RefSeq and is a predicted model, not a curated record. Bases 574 to 1014 code for a protein of 146 amino acids. The transcript has 4 exons.